Cokeromyces recurvatus is the source of this 687-nucleotide messenger RNA. Its product is annotated as mitochondrial PGP phosphatase-domain-containing protein. The record is from RefSeq and is a predicted model, not a curated record. The coding region runs from base 1 to 687 and encodes 228 amino acids. Lineage: Eukaryota; Fungi; Mucoromycota; Mucoromycetes; Mucorales; Mucoraceae. The transcript has 5 exons. Gene Ontology annotation, biological process: cardiolipin biosynthetic process. Gene Ontology annotation, molecular function: phosphatidylglycerophosphatase activity. Gene Ontology annotation, cellular component: mitochondrion.
AUGGUCCAAAGCUUGAACUUAUCAGGCAUUGUUAAUGCUUUUCGCUUAUUAUGGAAUCCAAGCUUAGCUAUGCCUCACAUUAUUGUUGACGACAUUCGGCACAUUCAGUUUUCAAAUUUGAAAAAGAUUGGCAAUAUAAAAGCCAUUGGUUUCGAUAAAGACAAUUGUUUAACUGCACCUUAUGUAUCAACCAUUAACCCGCCCUUUAAGAAUGCCUGGGAUAAUUGUAUAAAAACUUUCUCAAAAGAAAAUGUGAUAAUUGUAUCUAACUCAGCCGGUACAGAAGAUGAUAUUGAUUAUAAAGAUAAUCCUUUUCCCCCCCUUUUUUUACUAUUGUCAAUACAAGCCCAGCAUUUGGAGAAAUCAUUAGGCGUAUCUGUUUUACGACAUAAAGAAAAGAAGCCAUCUGGUGGGCAAUAUUUAACAAACUAUUUUAGUCCCAUUUCAUCAAGUCAAAUAGCAUUUGUAGGUGAUCGUAUUCUGACAGAUAUAGUAUACGGUAAUUGCAAUGGAAAUUUAACAAUAUGGACAAAGAAGAUAAUUACAGAAGAAGGUGAUAAUAAAAUGGCUUUAAUGAUUAGACGCUUCGAGUAUCGUUUAAUAAGCUUUUUACAAAAAAUGAAUGUUAAAGCGCCACCACACCAUUCUAUUUCUAUUGAUAAGAACUAUACCAUACCUGUUAAGUAG